Molecule: messenger RNA, 1770 nt
Organism: Apis florea (little honeybee)
Lineage: Eukaryota; Metazoa; Arthropoda; Insecta; Hymenoptera; Apidae
Source: RefSeq, a predicted model, not a curated record
AUGCCGGCCGAUUAUGCAACUACCGGCAUAAUAGCAUUAGUUGGCUGCAUAUUCCUUGUGGAUGGUACUUGGUCAGGUUGCUCGAAGAUAUUAAUCGAAAUAAUAUUCUUUCAUAGUAAACCAACUGAACAUUUUCCUCAUGUGACGAUCUCUCCAAAUUCCGUAUCGACGACAGACAAAUAUCUAUCUUCAGCAUCGAGUGUCACAAGCCACGUGUACAACUCUGUCAAGACUACCAACACUACUCCUAAAUUAAGCUCUUUAGAUCAGGAUAAUCGAGUCACGGCGAAAUAUCCAACUGUAACAAGGAGUCAUUUCAUCCCAACCAUGGCUCCUGUCAAUGAAAUCAUUACGACAACACCUGCAUCAGUGCCGACAACUUUCUCACAUCAUUCGACCAAUUCUUACAUUCACUUUACUUCACCAUCUAGCGAAACUUUACCGAGUUUAAAAACAAUUCAGACCACUGCAAGGCCAUUGACCACCUUACACAACGAAAAUAUCAUCUAUCAGGACACUUUCGAAAGAUCUACUAUCAUGCCGACCAUCGAAUCGCCUACCACGAGAAAUCAAAUACAGGAAAGCUUGACCACAUUGUUGAGGAGAGAAGGAUUGUUCGCAAUGGCUAAGUAUCUAAGGCAGUCGGGUCUGGAUAACGUAUUGAACGAAACUGGUCCAUACACAAUAUUUGUUCCGACGGAUAAAGCUUUUAGAACGCUCUUAGUACAACUUGGUGGCCCAGAAAAAGCGGAACAAAAAUUCCGAGAUAAUCCACGACUUCUUAGUGGACUUCUAUUACACCACGUGAUACCAGGAGCUUUUAGGAUUGAUUCCUUGCAAGAUGAAAUGACUGGUGUUAGCUUGGCUGGAACGCAAUUAAGAGUGAAUGAGUAUGCAAUGCACGAUCACGAAUGGAAUGACAUAAAGGUGACAACAAUUAAUGGUGCAAAAGUGGCCUCAAAUAAACGAGAUAUCGAAAUACCUCAAGGCAUCGCCCAUGCCGUAGAUAGGGUAAUGUUCCCACUUCCGGUUGGCGAUUUGGUACAAACAUUACAGGCUGAUCGUGAAAGAAGAUUCACCACUUUCUUAAAACUGCUUUACAUAUCAGGUCUUCAAGAUACUUUAUCAGGACCUAAAACUUUCACUGUUUUCGCUCCAACGGAUUCUGCUUUCGAAUCAACUUCGAAAGACGGAACACCAGUUUGGACAGAAGAAGAUGGACCAGAUGCUGCAAAAACAAUCAUUUCGAGACAUAUAAUUCCAUCGACUUUAUAUACAGCUGGAAUGAGGUAUUAUCUACAAAAAGAUACUCUUCGUCCGCAAUCGCCUCUCCAUAUUCACAAAAAUGGCGGUCGAGUACGAAUAAAUGAAGCACAUGUAAUAACGCAUAAUAUACCAGCAACAAAUGGAGUUUUACACGCAAUUGACAGUAUAUUAUAAUCGUGCAACAGCAAUUAAAUUUACUUUGAAAAAUUAUGCGUCUUAUACAAAAAUACAUAUUUCAAUUACAAAAUAUGAAAAUUAUUUAUAUAAUUAUAUCUUACUUUAAGUUAGUAAUAGUAAUAGUAGUUAAACAAAAAUCAUUACUUCUUUGUGAUUUACUAAAAAAAAAGUAAUAAGAUCUCAUAUGGGAUAAUCUAAUUUAAAUUUAAUUUACUAAAAAAAAUAUUAAUCUAAUAUAAAUGUUUUAUUUUUAGAAAUAAAUAAUAUUGAUAAGAUGAAAUUCCACAUUAAAAAAAAAGAAAAUUUUGAAAUUUUUAGAAGAGAUUA